UUCGCACGGCACGCUCCAAUUGCGCUCUCCUCCCUCCCCUCCAUAUAUACCCCGCCACGGCCGACACAAUGGCCGACCCCGUCGCCAUCCUCGAUGAGAUUGCCGCAAUUGAGAAGCGAAUUGAAGAGGCGCAAGCACAGCUCAAGGACGCAAGAGAAAGGCUACGAAAGGCACAGGAUGCCAUGUACGUAGGCCCUGGCGCCAACAUGUCCGAGGAGGAAAAGAUGGCGCUCAUCAAGGUCAACUUGGCGGAGGUCUUGAACCCGGAGAUUAUGGACGAGGCAAUGAAGAAGCAAGGCCAUUUGAAGGUCUACUGGGGAACUGCCACAACAGGAAGGCCUCAUUGCGGAUACUUUGUGCCUAUCCUCAAGCUUGCGCAAUUUCUGGCGGCAGGCUGCCACGUUAAGAUUCUCCUCGCUGACAUUCACGGCUUCCUCGACAACCUCAAGGCGCCCAUUGAGCUUGUCAAGUACCGCGCCGAAUACUACCGCUUCACCAUUACCACGCUGCUCAAGGCCGUCAAGGUACCCAUUGAGAAGCUAGAGUUUGUUCUGGGCUCAAGCUACGAAUUAAAUGCCGACUACGCAAUGGAUCUCCUGCGAUUGGCGAGUAUAACGAGCGAAGCUACCGCGAAGAAGGCGGGUGCCGAAGUCGUCAAGCAGACAGAAAACGCGCCGCUCAGUGGACUCAUCUACCCCCUUAUGCAAGCCCUCGACGAGCAGUACCUCGAUGUCGACGUCCAGUUCGGCGGCGUAGACCAACGCAAGAUUUUCGCACUCGCAAAGGACGUCCUGCCCAAGAUUGGCUACAAGGAGCGCGCCCACCUGAUGAACCCCAUGGUUCCCGGUCUGCAAGGCGGCAAGAUGAGCGCCUCGGACCCAGACUCCAAGAUUGACGUUCUCGACGACGCAGACGUGGUCAAGCGCAAGCUUAAGAAGGCGCACGCGGCGCCAAAGGUGGUCGAGGAAAACGGCGUCCUCAGCUUCGUCGAAUACGUGCUCCUCCCCGCCGGCCACCUCAUCUACGGCGAGCCCAAAUUCGUCGUCAAGCGCCGCGACGCCGAGCCCCUCGUCUACACGGAAAUCUCAAAAAUGCACGACGACUACCGCAGCGACAUCCUCACCCCCCAGGACCUCAAGCCCGCCGUCACAGAAGCCCUCAUCACCCUGCUCGAGCCCGUCCAAAAGGAGUUCCAGGCUAACCCCCAGUGGAAGGAGAUUGAGCAAAAGGCAUACCCGCCACCGCCGGUCGUCAAGAAGGAGAAGAAGGUCAAGAAUAAGGGCACUUUCCAUCCCAAGCGCAAUGUAGAAGCCAAGCCAGAUGGACAUGUCGAGGGUGCAGACAAGGCAACUGUUGAUGUGGGGACUGAGGGCGGCGAGAAAGCUAUUGAGGGUCUGAGUCUAGAAGAGAAGAACUAAGCGCCAUAGAAAUAAGAUAGAGUGCGUAUACUGAACUCGAGCAGUUCCGAGAACAAUCAAUCCAUUAAAAGGAAAGGUU
Molecule: messenger RNA, 1497 nt
Organism: Exserohilum turcica Et28A
Lineage: Eukaryota; Fungi; Ascomycota; Dothideomycetes; Pleosporales; Pleosporaceae
Exons: 2
Coding region: 69-1418 (449 amino acids)
Biological process (GO): tyrosyl-tRNA aminoacylation
Molecular function (GO): tyrosine-tRNA ligase activity; ATP binding
Source: RefSeq, a predicted model, not a curated record